CCGAGAUCAGCGAUAUACGGAUUAUUGCGCAAUUCCACCAGUGAACUAUUUAUAAUUGAAUGAAGGAGGUUAGGAAUCGCGCAUAACAUGCUGCAGUCACCAACACAUCUCGGAGAUUCCUUGGUUUGCGACCAUGACACGUCUCCAACCCGCGGAUAUUGAAUCCCUUCGGGCCAACGCCGCUCCUCUCCCGCUCACCGCUGCUCCCUUCACUUCCUCUGACCAGUUCAAAUCAUCUUACGCGAGGGUUAAGCCGUUGGCUAAGCCCUUGGAGCAUCACUUCAGCACCGAAAGUCGGGACUUUGCCGGCUCUGCUUUGAAAAAGGGGUCCAGUCCAGCCGGUCCGCGCAAGAUUAUCUCACUCGGGACAGGCCGACCCACCGCAGACUAUUAUCCAUGGGAGUAUAUGUCCCUUCAUGGAGCUACUGCAGGGCUGACGAAGCUUGAUUCCUUCAAUGGUGUGGCACAAUCGGUGGGCACUAUAUCCAAACAAGGGGCAACGUACAACCUCUCGAUCGGGUUGAAUUAUGGUCAUGCGAACGGCUCAGCACACCUCCUCCGAUUCAUUACGGAACAUGUUGAGCUCGUGCAUAACCCCCCUUAUUCAGAUUGGGCAACAUUCCUUUCCUGUGGCGCGACCGCAGCGUUGGAGGUAGCAUUUCGAAUCUUCUGCAACCGGGGAGACACCGUUCUCACGGAGCAAUAUACAUAUCCCGGAACUCUGGAGAGUGCCACCUUGAAUGGGAUCAAAGUCCAAGGUGUUGAGAUGGAUCAGGAUGGCCUGCAACCCGAUGCAUUGGACGCGAUACUCUGCUCCUGGGAUGUUUUAGAAUCUCCAAAACCGCGCGUGCUGUAUACAAUUCCCACCGGUCAGAAUCCGACCGGGUUCAGCCAGCCCCUGGAAAGACGCAGGGCAAUAUACGACGUCGCCGAACGACAUGACCUCAUCAUCAUCGAGGACGAUCCGUACUACUUCCUUCGGAUGGGUCCCUAUCAUGCCGCCAAUGGUAGUAAUAGCCAUUCGACGGAAGAUAAAGUGUCGAACGAGACAUCACAUUUCCAGACCAUCCCCUCAUUUCUCGCCUUAGACACCUCUGGUCGAGUCGUGCGUCUCGAUUCUGCGGCCAAGAUACUCGCACCUGGUCUACGUGCCGGCUGGGUCACUGCAUCAGCUCCAAUUAUUGAGAAGUUUCUCGCUUAUCAAGAAGUGAGCACCGUGUCUGUUAGCGGUCCAUCCCAGCUUAUGCUUUGGCACCUGCUCGACGAAACUUGA
Aspergillus melleus is the source of this 1273-nucleotide messenger RNA. RefSeq lists its product as uncharacterized. Lineage: Eukaryota; Fungi; Ascomycota; Eurotiomycetes; Eurotiales; Aspergillaceae. Gene Ontology annotation, molecular function: pyridoxal phosphate binding; L-2-aminoadipate:2-oxoglutarate transaminase activity; aromatic-amino-acid:2-oxoglutarate transaminase activity. The transcript has a single exon. Bases 134 to 1273 code for a protein of 379 amino acids. The record is from RefSeq and is a predicted model, not a curated record. Gene Ontology annotation, biological process: aromatic amino acid catabolic process; L-tyrosine biosynthetic process.